AUGAACGGUGUCAUACCAAAAAUACAAAAAGUCGUUGUGAUUGAUGGAGUUGGCGGAUACGAUGUUAUCAAGUACGAGGAUUAUCCUGUGCCAUCGAUUUCGGGGAAAGAUUUACUAAUAAAAAACAAGUACACAGGUGUUAACUACAUCGAAAGUUACUUUCGGAAGGGCCUUUACCCUUGUGAAAAGCCAUACAUAUUGGGUAGGGAAGCAGCGGGUACAAUUGUAGCAAAGGGUAAAGAUGUAACGAAUUUUGAAAUUGGAGACAAAGUAGCUUAUAUAUCUAAUUCUACAUUUGCGCAGUAUACAAAAUUUCCAUCUGAAGGUACAGUAAUGAAGUUGUCAAAAGAAACAAAUGAUGAAGAGUUGAAACUGUACGCAGCUGGUUUAUUACAAGCUCUCACUGCCUUAUCGUUUACAAACGAAGCGUAUCACGUCAGGAAGGGUGACUAUAUUUUGCUGUUUGCUGCAGCAGGUGGUGUUGGACUAAUCCUAAAUCAGUUGUUAAGAAUGAAAGGUGCGCAUGCGAUUGCAGUUGCAUCAACAGAUGAGAAGCUCGAAAUAGCGAAGGAAUAUGGGGCUGAGUAUUUGAUUAAUUCUUCCAAAGAAGACAUUCUAAAAAAAGUUCUUGAAAUUACAAAUGGUGAAGGUGUUGAUGCUAGUUUUGAUUCAGUUGGAAAGGAUACCUUUGAAAUUACCCUAGCCGCACUAAAAAGAAAAGGGGUAUUUGUUUCCUUUGGUAACGCAUCGGGCCUCAUUCCACCAUUCUCCAUUAACAGACUUUCUCCUAAAAAUAUAACUUUAGUGAGGCCUCAACUUUAUGGCUACAUAGCUGAUCUCAAAGAAUGGAAAUCAUAUACUGACGAAUUUGUUGGACUGAUUAAUUCGAAGAAGUUGAAUAUUAAGAUAUACAAGACCUAUCCGUUAAAGGAUUAUAAAAGUGCAGCAGUUGAUAUAGAAAGUAGAAAAACUAUUGGUAAACUAGUUCUCGAAGUACCACAGUAG
Saccharomyces mikatae IFO 1815 is the source of this 1005-nucleotide messenger RNA. It is a transcript of the gene ZTA1, whose product is annotated as NADPH:quinone reductase. Gene Ontology annotation, cellular component: cytoplasm. Gene Ontology annotation, biological process: cellular response to oxidative stress. Gene Ontology annotation, molecular function: quinone reductase (NADPH) activity; zinc ion binding. The transcript has a single exon. The record is from RefSeq and is a predicted model, not a curated record. NCBI's taxonomy places the organism in Eukaryota, Fungi, Ascomycota, Saccharomycetes, Saccharomycetales, Saccharomycetaceae. Bases 1 to 1005 code for a protein of 334 amino acids.